AUGUCAGACUCUGAACUAUUUGGUUUCGACAGUAAAAUCUGUGUCGAUAUUCCUAAAAGUGUUCAUGAUACUAUCCAGGAAAUGGAAACAGAAACAACCGCUGAAGAAACGUCUGCUAACUCUCACGUUUCAAGUAUGUCGAACCAAUUAGAUGACGACACAAGCUCUUUUUCAAUUGGGGGCUACGCAUCGAUGGAUCCUGCUAUUCAAGCCGUCAUUUCAGUGGAUAAGGAUGACCAAAAGAUAACAGCAAAUCCUGUAAAACUAGACGACCCAAUACAAUUUACUAGAAUUUCAUCCUCUUCUGCGAUCAGCAAAAUCUCUAGUGACUCUUCAGUAGAUGGUUUUUCUAAUUUUCAACCAUCGAGUGAUGACUAUAAUGACAACAACGAAAAUCGCACGCCUAUGUACAAUAAUACGAUAGAAAAUUCACUUUCAAUUGACAAUACCGACUCCACUGUUCGAAAUUCACAUUUAGAUCAGCAUAAUAAUACCAUUUUAACAAUAACGCCUUCCACUACAGACAGCAUUUUUAAUUCGACCGAAUUAUCAAACAGUCUACAACAAUCUUCAUCUCUAAGGUAUUUCGAUAGCAACAGUUCCCCAAAUAAUAAUCAUGCAUCCGUUCUAAUACACCCUCUCGCAAAGUCGACCAUUAGCCACACACCGGCCAUUCUUGAGACAGGCUCCUUAUCUAAACCAUUCCCCAAGAUUUUAUCUACAUCUCCAACAAAACCAGUGUCACCGAAGCAUUCUACUCCAUCACUACCGAAAAAGCACAUAUUACUAAGUCCAACAAAGGUGAAGGCUGAAAAGAAAAAGAGCGGUAGUAGCUUUAAAGGUGCAUUCUCUUCCUUCGUACAGAAUUUCAAAAAACUAGACACAGCACCAGCCAAUUUAGAUACGUCUUUCAGCAUUUCGACACCAUAUAAUGCCAAACAUUUACAUCACGUUGGCGUGAAUAGCAAAACUGGAGAAUAUGUGGGGUUGCCUGAAGAAUGGAAAAAAAUCCUUAUAUCCAAUGGUAUAUCGAAAAGUGAACAAGAACAGAACAUGCAAGCUGUUGUGAAUGUCUUCCGUUUUUAUCAGGAUGUUACCGAUCAGAAGCCUGGCGACAAGGUUAUCGAGACCUAUUUUACCAAGAAAUCAUCAUUUAGUAUAAAAGAUGAGGAAUCUUCUCACUACCUCCACAAACAAUUUAUAGAAAGUACCCCCAAACUAUCUUCUAAUGCCUUCAUUCCAUCUAGGCGGGCUCCGAAACCACCUAUUGCAUCUCAGCCAAGGAGUGAACAAAAGACCUCUCAAGCAAACGUAUCACAGUCCUCUCAAGGCAUACAAACUUCUAAGUCCAAUCAUGAAACAAGUUCUUCUCAGUCUUCACCCACUAGUUCAUCUCCAACCCAUAAAAACAAUAGAACUAGUAGUAAUAAUGAGGUAAUUUUGAGGGAAAGGGCAUCGGAAGAGAAGAGAAAAGAAAAAGAAUUGAGAAAGAGGAUGUUUAUGAAGAGAAUCGAUGAAAUCUGUUCACCUGAAGAUCCUACCAAGCAAUAUGCUAAUCUCACCAAGAUUGGGCAAGGUGCAUCUGGCGGCGUUUAUACGGCAAAUCAGGUUAAAAGCAAUGAGUUAGUUGCUAUAAAGCAGAUGGAUCUUGAAAAGCAGCCAAAGAAAGAGUUAAUUCUCAACGAGAUCAUCGUUAUGAAGGAAAGCCGGCAUAAUAACGUUGUUAACUUCAUCAAUGCACAUCUUUCAAAAGGAAAUCUUUGGAUUGUCAUGGAGUAUAUGGAGGGUGGUUCUUUGACUGAUGUUGUAACACAUUGCCUUUUAAGUGAAGGUCAAAUAGGUGCAGUUUGUAGGGAAACUUUGGAAGGUCUGAAAUUUUUGCAUUCUAAAGGUGUCAUUCAUAGAGAUAUUAAAUCUGACAAUGUGCUACUAUCAAUGAAAGGGGACAUAAAACUAACCGAUUUUGGAUUUUGUGCACAGAUUAAUGAUAUUGACUUGAACAGGACAACCAUGGUCGGUACACCAUACUGGAUGGCACCUGAAGUUGUUUCAAGAAAAGAAUACGGUCCAAAGGUCGAUAUCUGGUCUCUCGGCAUCAUGAUUAUUGAAAUGAUCGAAGGCGAACCGCCAUAUUUGAACGAGGCGCCAUUGAAAGCGCUAUAUUUAAUUGCCACCAAUGGAACACCAAAAUUGAAGGAGCCAGAAAACCUCAGCGAUGUCUUUAGUAACUUCCUGGAUAGAUGUUUAAGAGUGGAACCAGAAGAGCGUGCAUCAGCGAUAGAGCUUUUAGCUGAUGAAUUUGUUGUUGCAUGCGCUGAGCCAACCAUCUCUCUAGCACCUUUGGUAAGGCUUUCACUUGCAAACAAAUUAAGUGAAGGAGGAUCGGAGAGUAGAUAA
Molecule: messenger RNA, 2397 nt
Organism: Kazachstania africana CBS 2517
Lineage: Eukaryota; Fungi; Ascomycota; Saccharomycetes; Saccharomycetales; Saccharomycetaceae
Product: STE20 family serine/threonine-protein kinase
Exons: 1
Coding region: 1-2397 (798 amino acids)
Biological process (GO): regulation of MAPK cascade; protein phosphorylation; intracellular signal transduction
Cellular component (GO): cytoplasm
Molecular function (GO): ATP binding; protein serine/threonine kinase activity
Source: RefSeq, a predicted model, not a curated record